Molecule: messenger RNA, 1067 nt
Organism: Marasmius oreades (fairy-ring Marasmius)
Lineage: Eukaryota; Fungi; Basidiomycota; Agaricomycetes; Agaricales; Marasmiaceae
Exons: 12
Coding region: 112-966 (284 amino acids)
Source: RefSeq, a predicted model, not a curated record
GCUUCCUCUCCUCCGGCAACUACCAUACCGGUUCUCGGUUUAUCUCGAUGUUAGCCCUUUAUAAGUUCCCGGUUUCAUAUUGACGGUCUCCUGAACCAUAAAGCAAAAUCCAUGUCUACACCCAACCUCAAGGUACCUACACUUUUCGAUGUCCAGGGCAAGAUAGUCCUCGUCACUGGUGGUAGCUCCGGAAUUGGGAAAAUGGUCGCGGCUGGGUUUGCACAGAACGGAGCGAAAGUGUAUAUUGCGUCGAGGAAAGAGUCUCAGUUGAAGGAGGCAGUAGCUGAAAUUCGCCGAGGAGCUACGGGUUCGGUGGACUAUAUUGUAGGGAACGUCGGCUCGAAAGCGGGCUGUGAUGCGAUCAUUAACGAAUUCAAGAAACGCGAAAGCAAGUUACAUGUUCUAAUCAACAAUUCUGGUGCCACAUGGGGCGCACCUUACGAUGAUUUCCCGGAGGAGAAGGGAUGGGAUAAUGUGUUCAAUGUCAACGUCAAGGCCACCUUCUACAUGACUGUUGGGCUUACAGACCUCCUAAGCAAAGACUCAAAUUCGUAUGACCCUGGUCGAGUCAUCAACGUGUCCUCAGUCGCCUCUGUAAGCCCCGACGCUCAGACCGUUUUGGCAGCCAAAGGGAACGGGACAUGGAGUUAUCAGCCUAGUAAAGCCGCAGUGAACCACCUGACUACCGUAUUGGCCUUGAAAUUAGGCCCUAAGCAAAUCACAGUGAACUGUGUUUGUCCAGGAGUCUUCCCGAGCAAAAUGACCGCAUUUGGUUUAAAAACAGCUGGCGAAGAGACUUUCACUUCCGUUCAACCCUCAGGACGGUACGGGACACCACAAGAUGCUGCCGGUGUUUUCAUGUUCCUCUCUUCGCCUGCAUCUGCCCACGUCACCGGUGCUCAUAUACUCCUCGACGGUGGGGCAAGAUAUGUCUCCCCCUCGAUUAGUCAAUCUUCUAAACUUUGAAGAAAUUCUCGGGAUUUCUUAUUCAUUACUAUACAUGUUUUCGUACACCGUAACCAAUUCAUGAAAGACGGAGAUAUAAACAAAUUCUCUCCGUUGAAACG